AGCCGGUCUGAGCUGGCCCACAGACUCAUAAAAUCAACAGGGCCUCGGGUACCCUCACCCAGCAUAUCCAAACUCUUGCAUCAAAGGUGCAGGGACUUGCUCACAUCGAGAAUCUGGUUGCUUUCUUGGAGACCAAGAAAAUGAGUUUUUGUUUCUACAUUUACUCCAGCAAUCCAUGAGGUUUCUUCUCUACUGUGCCUUCAUCCCCAUCCUGGGCCCUGACAAAGACAGUGUGACAAGUUCUGAGUCCCACAGGUGGAAUCCCAAACCAAGCAGCUCUUGCUGGUCACCCCAAGAUCUACUUAUACAUGAAGUUUUGAAAAUCAUCUCCUGAACCUCUUCUGACAGAGGAGCAAGACCCAGCCUCAUGUGCCAGGAGAACCAAGACCUCGCUGGUAGUACGAGGUCCCCUUCCAGUGGCCUGCUUUUCCACAGAUCCAAUCCUAGUUAACGUCUAGGGUGAGAGAAGAACAGCAUCAAGCCUCGGUACCGUCGCUCUGUUCAGCCUUGCCAGGGAUCAGGGUGUUGACAGAAAGUAUGUUCAAACAUCUUCGGAAAUGGGUCGUCACUCGCUUUUUUGGGCAUUCUCGGCAAAGAGCAAGGCUAGUCUCCAAAGAUGGAAGGUGCAACAUAGAAUUUGGCAAUGUGGAGGCACAGUCAAGGUUUAUAUUCUUUGUGGACAUCUGGACAACGGUACUUGACCUCAAGUGGAGAUACAAAAUGACCAUUUUCAUCACAGCCUUCUUGGGGAGUUGGUUUUUCUUUGGUCUCCUGUGGUAUGCAGUAGCGUACAUUCACAAAGACCUCCCGGAAUUCCAUCCUUCUGCCAAUCACACUCCCUGUGUGGAGAAUAUUAAUGGCUUGACCUCAGCUUUUCUGUUUUCUCUGGAGACUCAAGUGACCAUUGGAUAUGGAUUCAGGUGUGUGACAGAACAGUGUGCCACUGCCAUUUUUCUGCUUAUCUUUCAGUCUAUACUUGGAGUUAUAAUCAAUUCUUUCAUGUGUGGGGCCAUCUUAGCCAAGAUCUCCAGGCCCAAAAAACGUGCCAAGACCAUUACGUUCAGCAAGAACGCAGUGAUCAGCAAACGGGGUGGGAAGCUUUGCCUCCUAAUCCGAGUGGCUAAUCUCAGGAAGAGCCUUCUUAUUAGCAGUCACAUUUAUGGAAAGCUUCUGAAGACCACAGUCACUCCUGAAGGAGAGACCAUUAUUUUGGACCAGAUCAAUAUCAACUUUGUAGUUGACGCUGGGAAUGAAAAUUUAUUCUUCAUCUCCCCAUUGACAAUUUACCAUGUCAUUGAUCACAACAGCCCUUUCUUCCACAUGGCAGCGGAGACCCUUCUCCAGCAGGACUUUGAAUUAGUGGUGUUUUUAGAUGGCACAGUGGAGUCCACCAGUGCUACCUGCCAAGUCCGGACAUCCUAUGUCCCAGAGGAGGUGCUUUGGGGCUACCGUUUUGCUCCCAUAGUAUCCAAGACAAAAGAAGGGAAAUACCGAGUGGAUUUCCAUAACUUUAGCAAGACAGUGGAAGUGGAGACCCCUCACUGUGCCAUGUGCCUUUAUAAUGAGAAAGAUGUUAGAGCCAGGAUGAAGAGAGGCUAUGACAACCCCAACUUCAUCUUGUCAGAAGUCAAUGAAACAGAUGACACCAAAAUGUAACAGUGGCUUUUCAACAGGAGUAAAGCAAAGUCUCUAAAGCUCCUAGUACCUAGAAGCAUUAUGAAGCAGUCAACAAUUUAGGGGUACGAAAGCAGGAUGAGAGCCUUCAAAGUCUACCAGCACAAAGACCCCUGAGCCCCGCAAUUGUGAUCCCACAAGACAUGCAUCUCCACAAGGCUACUGUAUUAGAACGUGCAAUGCAUUUAUAUGAAACUGGUGUAUGGAAGACAUAGGUGCUCUCUUGAAAUCUUAAAUAUGAUUAUUUGAGCUCAUAUAAGGUGGAUUGGAGCAGAUAAAAUUAUCAAAAGUUUCAUGAACAGGCCAAACAAAAUAUUUUUUAAAGUUUCCUUAAAGAAGUUAUGAACUUUAGAAAGGAUCAGGGGACAAUAAUAAUCUCAUUUUGAUUCUACUGAUAAGAAUGACUCCACUUUUAAUGUGGACUUUUACUCAUGGAAAAAUUGUCUCCUAAUUUGGGGAGAUGAACCAACCAAUCAAUGACAACAAGAAAACGCUUACACAAAGAACAAUUUGAGGCUCUAACCUUCUCAUGUGGUACGUUUAGACAGAGGCUAAAUCUGCACACUAGAAUCUUGAUGAUACCUUCCUGCAAGACAGAAUGCUUUAGUUAAAAGUGGUGAUGAUAUUUCUUUCAAUCUGUAUUGGAUGGCUUAAAGGGCUAUAAAUCUGUUUAUAAAGAGCAUUUCCUGCUCUUCCAAGACAGCAAUGAGGAGUUGGAAGGUGCAAAGUCAGUAGAGAAGGGAAUGUAUCAUUAAUGCACCUGAGAAGAAACAGUUUCAUGUGUUCCUCCACCUAGAGUUUGUACUGGAAUGCUAUGUCUAAAGAAGAAGUGGGAAAGAGAGAGGAAUGGGAUGGAGCCCCACAGUCAAAAUGUUACUAUGUCUUUCUUUCCCUGACAGCCCAUCUUCCUAAAAGGGACCAGCUUAUGGAAGGCUCGACCUUGAGGGGAAGGUUUUACUGUGAAAGUCUUCUUCAGAUCCCCACCUGCAUCAUUCUGAAUGUGUCCUGGAAAAAAACUGGUACUCAAAGCUGCUUAGGAAUCAAAAUAUUUUCAGUGUGUUGAUUAAUAUAGUAAAUUUCUGAAACUGU
Molecule: messenger RNA, 2763 nt
Organism: Pan troglodytes (chimpanzee)
Lineage: Eukaryota; Metazoa; Chordata; Mammalia; Primates; Hominidae
Gene: KCNJ1
Product: potassium inwardly rectifying channel subfamily J member 1
Exons: 4
Coding region: 538-1656 (372 amino acids)
Biological process (GO): potassium ion import across plasma membrane; regulation of monoatomic ion transmembrane transport
Cellular component (GO): plasma membrane
Molecular function (GO): ATP-activated inward rectifier potassium channel activity
Source: RefSeq, a predicted model, not a curated record